Hipposideros armiger (great roundleaf bat) is the source of this 2909-nucleotide messenger RNA. It is a transcript of the gene NFE2L3, whose product is annotated as NFE2 like bZIP transcription factor 3. The record is from RefSeq and is a predicted model, not a curated record. The transcript has 4 exons. Gene Ontology annotation, cellular component: nucleus. The coding region runs from base 515 to 2572 and encodes 685 amino acids. Gene Ontology annotation, biological process: regulation of transcription by RNA polymerase II. Gene Ontology annotation, molecular function: RNA polymerase II cis-regulatory region sequence-specific DNA binding; DNA-binding transcription factor activity, RNA polymerase II-specific. Lineage: Eukaryota; Metazoa; Chordata; Mammalia; Chiroptera; Hipposideridae.
CGACAGCCCAGCCUGCCCGCACAAGGUUGAGGGCCACUUGGGGCCCACAACUCCUGCUCCCAGAAAGCUUUGCGUUUCCCCCGGAAUAAAGAGCCUUUGAGCUGAGGAGCCCCGCCCCGCCCGCGUAGGCCCCUCCCACGGGCGCAGGCCCCUCCCACGGGCGCAAGGCCGGGGCGGCAGUGGGCGUGUCCCCAGCGACUGCGCCCGCGGCCGGGGGCGGGGCCUGGCCGGCGCGCGGAGCUACGAGGCGGAGAGGCAGGCUAGCUCCGCGCGCAGGUGGCUCCUCCUCCGCCUCUCCUGAGCUUCUGGCACCGUGCAGGCCUGCAAGGGAGUGCCUUUGUGCCGGGCUCCGGGAACCCGCGACGGCUGCUGCGCUCCUGGAUCCAUUGUUUCGCUUUUCGGUCUCUUCCGGGCAGGUGCCGGCGGCGCGCGGGGUCCUCACGUGCCGCAGCGGCUGCUGGAGCGCUGGAACCCGCGGGCGCCGGCUGGGGCGUCCCUGGGCGCGCGGCGGGAGAUGAAGUACCUGAAGCCGUGGUGGUCCGACGGCGGCGGCCUCCUGCACCUCACCAUCCUGCUGAGCUUGGCGGGGCUCCACCUGGAUGUGGAACUGGACCUCUACCUGCUGCUCCCACCGCCCACUCUGCUCCGGGAUGAACUGCUGUUCGCAGACAGCCAGACGAAUCCCGCAUAUGCGCUCAGCUCCUUCCCGGCCUCGGGAGGGUGGGGGCGCGCCGACCACCUUCACCCCAAAGGCCGGGAACCGGAGCCGGAGGGCCAGCUGCUCCGGGAAGUGCGCGCGCUGGGCGUCCCAUUCAUUCCCCGUACCCGCGUGGAUGCGUGGCUGGUUCACAGCGUGGCGGCCGGGGACGCCGACGGAGCCCACGGGCUGCUCGGCGCCGCCGCCGCCUCGUCGGCAGGAGGAGUCGGCGCCAGUGCGGACGGCGGCAGCCAGGCUGCGCCGGGAGGUGGCGGGGACCCCCGAGCGUCUCCGAGUAGUCCUUUGGCUGCUGGGGAGGAGGAGAAGGCACCGGCGGAACCGACGGCUCAAGUGCCGGACGCCAGCGGAGGCGCGAGCGAGGAGAAUGAGGUACUAAGAGCUAUGGGUCACAGUUCCCUGCAUGAGGAAAAUGAGCAAAGAGUGUCAGCCCAGAAGGAAAAAUCACUCCAGGAGAAUGAAGAUGAAAAUAAAAUAGCUGAUAAACCUGAGUGGGAGGCAGAAAAGACCACUGAAUCUAGAAAUGAGAGACAUCUAAAUGCGACCGACACAUCUUUCUCUCUGGAAGCCUUUUCUCAGUUGCUUUCAUCACAGCCUGAAAAUUCACCCGAGGGCAUCUCACUGGGAGAUAUUCCUCUUCCAGGAAGUAUCAAUGAUGGCAUAAAUUCAGCACAUUAUAACAUCAAUUUUAGCCAGGCUAUCAGUCACGAUGUGAAUCUUCACGAGGCCAUGUUGCUGUGUCCUGACAGUACAUUUAGAAGAGAUCCAAUAGCGAGGACUUCACAGCCCCAAGAACCGUUUCUACAGUUCAAUUCUCUUAACACCAAUCCUGAACAGACCCUUCCUGGAACUAAUCUGACAGGAUUUCUCCCACUUCCUGACCAUCAGAUGAGGAAUUUAACAAGCCAAGACCUGUAUGACCUUGAUAUGAACAUAUUUGAUGAGAUAAAUUUAAUGUCUUUGGCUACAGAAGGUUUUGAUCCAAUGGAAGUUUCUCACCUUUUUGAAGAACCAGAUUCUGAUUCGGGGCUUUCUUUCAAUUCAAACCACGAUAGCCCCUCUAUCACCAAGUCUAAUUCUUCUGUGUGUGAAGGUGCUAUAGGUUCUAGUAGUGAUGUUGAAUCGCUUUCCCACCAUGCCUUAGAAGGCGCUGUAGGAGGCUACUGCCCAGAGUCCAGUAAGCUUUGUCAAGUGGAUCAUAGGAGUGGUUCUGGUUUCCAUGGGGACCUUGCAUUUCAACAUAUAUUCCAUAACCACACUUACCAUUUACAACCAAGUACAUCAGAAUCCACUCCUGAAUAUUUUUCAUGGCCUGGGAAAUCACAAAAAGUAAAAAGUAGGUACCUGAAUGACACCAGUUUAAGCCGUGAUGAACGCCGUGCUAAAGCUCUACACAUCCCCUUUUCUGUAGAUGAAAUUGUCCGCAUGCCUGUUGAUUCUUUCAACAGCAUGCUAAGCAGGUACUACCUGACAGAUUUACAGGUAUCACUCAUCCGUGAUAUCAGACGAAGAGGGAAAAAUAAAGUUGCUGCUCAGAACUGUCGUAAGCGCAAACUGGACAUAAUUUUGAAUCUAGAAGAUGAUGUAUGUAACUUGCAAGCAGAGAAGGAGACUCUCAAGAGAGAGCGAGCCCAGUGUAACAAAGCUAUUAACAUAAUGAAACAGAAACUGCAUGACCUUUAUCAUGAUAUCUUUAGUAGGUUAAGAGAUGAGGAAGGUAGGCCGGUCAAUCCAAACCAAUACACUCUUCAAUGCAGCCAUGAUGGAAGUGUUUGGGUUGUACCCAAGGAACUGGUGACCUCAGGCCACAAAAAGGAAAACCAAAAGGCAAAGAGAAAAGGUGAGAGAAGAAAUUGAAAAUGGGUCCCCCAUUAAUAUGUAUAAAAUGGUGAUGUUCAGAAGAAAUAUAUGGUCACAAACCAAUGAAACUUCUUAGUUCAAGUGUUACAAAAAUCAAGUACUGCAAGAUCAGCCUUGUGGGAAAACUGGGGAAAGCCACUUUUCAUGAAGUCCUACAUUAUGUACACAAUUCAUAAAUAUGUACAAAUAGGAUGAAAAUUUGGUUAUGACUCCACUUUGGUAGUAAUUUUUUCUUAAGAUGGUUACAACAAAGAGCAAACAAUGUAUUAUUUUAAAAAUGUAUUUCAAGGGCCAGCAGAGUGGCUCAGUUGGUUAAGAGCUUGCUCAAGAGUGA